This is a messenger RNA of Gastrolobium bilobum, 1653 nucleotides long. RefSeq names its product berberine bridge enzyme-like D-2. Gene Ontology annotation, molecular function: oxidoreductase activity; FAD binding. The transcript has a single exon. The coding region runs from base 1 to 1653 and encodes 550 amino acids. NCBI's taxonomy places the organism in Eukaryota, Viridiplantae, Streptophyta, Magnoliopsida, Fabales, Fabaceae. The record is from RefSeq and is a predicted model, not a curated record.
AUGUUCAACUUCCUCAAAAGUUCAUGCCUUCUAUGUUUCCUCUUGCUAUCCUUUGAUGUUUCUGUGAGUUUAUCUGCUUCACUCAGAGACUUCACUUCUUGCUUGGAUAAUCACAACAUCAAAAACUUCACCACCUUCCCUUACAAAGAACAUGAUCAAUCCUCUGCCUAUAAUUACUUCAAAAUUCUCAAUUUUUCCAUUCAAAACCUUCGGUUUGCAGAAUCUGUGGUUCCUAAGCCAAUAGCCAUUAUACUGCCAGAGAGUUUGGAGCAGCUACAGAAAAGUGUUGCAUGCUGUAGAGAAGGCUCCUUGGAAAUCAGAGUAAGAUGUGGUGGACAUAGCUAUGAAGGGACUUCCUAUGUUGCUGAUGAUGGGACUAUUUUUGUCAUUAUUGACAUGAUGAAUUUAAACCAUGUUUGGGUGGAUAUGGAGACAGAGACAGCGUGGGUUGAAGGUGGAGCAACAUUGGGAGAGACUUACUAUGCAAUCUCUCAGGCAAGCAAUAAACAUGGAUUCUCAGCUGGGUCAUGUCCAACUGUAGGAGUUGGAGGGCAUAUUGGUGGUGGUGGAUUUGGCUUGUUGUCUAGAAAAUAUGGACUUGCAGCAGAUAAUGUGGUGGAUGCCCUUCUUGUUGAUGCCAAUGGAAAAUUGUUAGACCGUGAAACAAUGGGAGAAGAUGUGUUUUGGGCUAUUAGAGGAGGAGGGGGUGGCCUUUGGGGUAUUGUUUAUGCUUGGAGAAUCAAGGUGUUGGAAGUGCCACAAAUUGUAACUAGUUUCGUUGUCUCUAGAACAGGCACAAAAAGUUAUGUUGCCAAGCUUGUACACAAAUGGCAAUAUGUGGCACCCUACUUGGAAGGUGACUUCUACUUGUCAUGCUUUGUUGGUGCUGGUUUGCCUGAAGCUAAAACUAUAGGCUUAUCAGGAACAUUUAAAGGGUUUUAUCUUGGUCCUAGGGCCACUGCCUUAUCUAUCCUAAACCAGACUUUUCCUGAAUUGGGUGUUGUAGAAGAAGACUGUAGAGAAAUGAGUUGGAUUGAGUCAAUUGUUUUCUUCUCUGGCCUAAGUGAUGGAGCCUCAGUCUCUGACUUGAAGAAUAGGUAUAUGCAAGAUAAACAAUAUUUCAAGGCCAAAUCAGAUUUUGUGAAAAACCAUGUUCCUCUUGUGGGCAUAAAAACUGCACUGGACAUCCUUGAAAAGGAGCCUAAAGGGUAUGUCAUUCUGGACCCUUAUGGUGGGAUGAUGCAUAAUAUAAGCAGUGAAUCCAUUGCUUUUCCCCACAGAAGAGGAAACCUGUUUACAAUUCAGUACCUGAUCUACUGGGAAGAAACUGACAAUGAUAAAAGCAGUGGUUAUAUUGAUUGGAUAAGAGGGUUCUAUGCUACUAUGACUCCCUUUGUUUCAUGGGGUCCAAGGGCUGCAUACAUUAAUUACAUGGACUUUGACCUUGGAGUAAUGAAGCUGAUUAGCAAUGUUGCUAAUAUGAAAGAUGCUGUGGAUUAUGCAAGGGUUUGGGGUGAAAAGUACUUCCUGAGUAACUAUGACAGAUUGGUAAAGGCCAAGACUCUGAUUGAUCCCAACAAUGUUUUCAACAAUGAACAAGGCAUUCCUCCGAUAUCGUUUGCCAGUCCCAAUGCCAAAGGACUGAGUACAUAA